AUGAUGUAUCAAUCCCCAAAGUUCAAAAUAGAACAAAUGGCUCCCUUAAGUCAACAUUAAAAAAUACUAAUUGAAGAGGUACCUUUCGAUGAUCUUGUUGAAAUUGAUUAAACUAAAAUCUCUUUUAAUGAAAAUUUAAUUGUCUGUGAUUAUAAACCAUGGCAGACUGUAAUUUAAAUAAGAAAAACUGUUGAAAAACUAAAAGGACAUUCAAAUCCAAAUCUACAUUGGAUUAAUCCCAUACUUAAUGAAGGUUUAAAAAAUCCUUCUAGAUCCAUACUAAAAAGUUCUUCUAUGAAUAAUAACAAUCUCUUUUUAAUAAAUUGA
Molecule: messenger RNA, 327 nt
Organism: Paramecium sonneborni
Lineage: Eukaryota; Ciliophora; Oligohymenophorea; Peniculida; Parameciidae
Source: the annotation of a GenBank genome assembly